Entamoeba histolytica HM-1:IMSS is the source of this 1023-nucleotide messenger RNA. RefSeq names its product ubiquitin carboxyl-terminal hydrolase, putative. The record is from RefSeq and is a predicted model, not a curated record. Gene Ontology annotation, molecular function: cysteine-type deubiquitinase activity. The transcript has a single exon. The coding region runs from base 1 to 1023 and encodes 340 amino acids. NCBI's taxonomy places the organism in Eukaryota, Evosea, Mastigamoebida, Endamoebidae. Gene Ontology annotation, biological process: protein deubiquitination.
AUGUCAUUUUUAACUUUGUUCAAUACAUCAAAAAUUAAAGGAACAAAUGGACUUUAUAAUUUAGGUAAUACAUGUUAUAUGAAUGCUGUAAUACAAUGCAUUGCACAUACCAAACAAUUUUUAGAAUAUUCAUUACAAUAUCAAUUAAAAGUUUAUAUAAAUGAAAAUAACACAAAAUGUUCAUUAAUAGAAAAUGUUACCGAAUCUUUAAUAAAAACAAUUCAAACAUUAUACACUCGUAAAGAAUCAAUUUAUCCUCAAUAUUUUUUUACUACAUUUGGUAUUUAUAACCAACAAUUUUCUGAUAAAAAACAAAAAGAUGCUGCAGAAUUUUUGUUAUUAUUACUUGAUGUUAUGGACAAUGAUCUUCGAGGUACAAGUAUUAUUCAACCACCACCUAUAAUACAUAAUGAAGUUUAUUAUAAAGAUUAUAUUGAAUAUAUUAAAAAUAAUAAAUCAAUUAUUACUCAAAUGACAACUGGAAUAGUUGUAAGUAAUUUUUGUUGUGAAAUUUGUGGAAUAUCUUCAACUCAUUCUGAACCAUUUUCAUUGUUACAAUUACCAAUUAUUAAAAAUCUUUCAUUUUUUAAAAAAGUUAACUUUAAAAAUUAUUCUGAAUUAAAAGAAUUAAAAUAUAUAACAAUUUAUGAUUGUUUAAUUGGUUAUUUAUACUCUUUUCAAACAUGUGUUAAUUGUAAUCAUACACAAAUUCAUAAUAAAGAAUUCGUUGUAACACCUCCAAUUCUUAUUAUUCAAAUUCUUCGAUUUGAACAACAUUCAAAUAACACACAAAAAGAUCAAACUACAAUUCUUUUCCCUUUAAAUGAUUUUGUUAUUGGAGUAACAAAAUAUCAAUUAUAUGCAACUAUUGAUCAUACAGGUUCAAUUAAUCAUGGUCAUUUUACUGCUAAUUGUAAAAUAAAUAAUUUAUGGUAUCAUUUUGACGAUGAAACAGUAAAACCUCUUAAUAAGAUAGAUAUUGUUUCAAAAAAGUCAUAUAUAUUGUUUUAUGAAAGAAUUUAA